AUGUUGCAAUGUUAUCCACAUAUGGGUAACUGCUUGCUGGCUGUUGUUCGAGGAUUCCUGGAGGAAGAGAAAUUGUCCGGAACAGAGAUUUGUAGCUAUAGUUCUGCAGAUCUGGAACGUGACUCCCAAGCCACACAUCACUUCUCCACUUUUCUUUUCGAAGUGGCAGCUCAGUAUCCCUCAAUGGCUCAAUCGAUCCUUCCGCUAUUACGUCCCCGCCUUGAUGAAGACCCUUACCAAAUGCGUAAUUGCGCACUUUCCGUUAUAGGUGAGGUAUUAAGGGGUUUCGCGCGGCGUGAACAGCUGGAUUCAAAGGAACGUAUGCAGCGCGACAAGCUUUUGGAUUUAUUACAGGAACACAUUCACGAUGUUAACAGCUUCGUUCGAGCGAAGGCAUUGCAGAUUUGGCAUAAUAUCGUGACCACAGGGGUAGGCUACUAUAUUUUCUUUUAUGUAGAGAAACUGGGUUUCUAA
Messenger RNA from Protopolystoma xenopodis, 474 nucleotides. Lineage: Eukaryota; Metazoa; Platyhelminthes; Monogenea; Polystomatidea; Polystomatidae. The record is from the annotation of a GenBank genome assembly.